Messenger RNA from Uranotaenia lowii, 559 nucleotides. RefSeq names its product probable trafficking protein particle complex subunit 2 (gene Trs20). Gene Ontology annotation, cellular component: TRAPP complex; cytoplasm; nucleus. NCBI's taxonomy places the organism in Eukaryota, Metazoa, Arthropoda, Insecta, Diptera, Culicidae. The record is from RefSeq and is a predicted model, not a curated record. The transcript has 2 exons. Gene Ontology annotation, biological process: endoplasmic reticulum to Golgi vesicle-mediated transport. The coding region runs from base 104 to 526 and encodes 140 amino acids.
UUGGACUUUUGUUCGAAACGUCAACCUUUUUCUGUUUUUUUCCAUCGCUCUUAAAAAUCGGAUUUAUGAUAACAACUGUUUCAAAAGUUUGAAAAGAUAAAAAAUGAGCAGUAGUUAUUAUUUUGCUAUCGUUGGACACAGUGAUAAUCCAAUAUUUGAAAUGGAAUUCGUAAACGCCAAUAAGGACACAAAGAAAGAAGACCAUCGACAUUUGAAUCAAUUCAUAGCACAUGCUGCCCUAGAUCUUAUCGAUGAACACAAAUGGAAAACGAACAAUACCUAUUUAAAAUCAAUCGACAAAUUUAACCAAUGGUUUGUGUCUGGAUUCGUCACAGCAUCUCAUUUGCGUUUUGUUAUGGUACACGAUAAUCGAAAUGAUGAAGGAAUCAAAAACUUUUUCAAUGAAAUGUACGAAACAUACAUAAAACAUCUAAUGAAUCCAUUUUAUACUCCAAACACGAUCAUAAAAUCUAUUUCUUUUGAGAAAAAAGCGCAGUUGUAUGGCCGAAAACAUCUAGGAUCGUAAUGGAUAUUACUUCAAAUAUACUGAUAAAACUUA